UUGGAGCCGUGAGCAAGCUGGGACCCAGCGCUGGGCGCCGGUUAACACCCACUCCUCGUCGCGGGUACCAUGGAGGCGGCGGUGUGUACCGAAAUCGAACCGGAGGAUGGCGACAGCAGCUGCGGGGAUGUGUGUUUCAUGGACAAAGGCCUGCACAGUAUAUCAGAGUUAUCUUUAGAUUCAUCCCUUCAUGCCAUCAAUUUGCAUUGUAAUAACAUCUCCAAGAUCUCAUCCAUUGACCACAUUUGGAACCUACGACAUUUAGAUCUGUCAUCUAAUCAAAUAAGUCAGAUUGAAGGCCUGAACACACUGACAAAGCUAUGCACUUUAAACCUGUCCUGCAAUUUGAUCACAAGAGUGGAAGGACUUGAGGCACUGGUUAAUCUGACUAGACUGAAUUUGUCUUAUAAUCACAUAAGUGAUCUUAGUGGGUUGAUGCCCCUUCAUGGACUAAAGUACAAACUUCGAUAUAUUGACCUACAUAGUAAUUAUAUAGAUAGCAUCCAUCACUUACUUCAGUGUACAGUAGGAUUGCACUUCCUGACCAAUCUUAUUUUAGAGAAAGAUGGAGAAGGCAAUCCUAUCUGUCUUAUACCAGGGUACCGAGCAAUCAUUCUCCAGACUUUACCACAACUGAGAAUCUUAGAUUGUAAGAAUAUAUUUGGUGAGCCAGUAAGUUUGGAAGAAAUAAACUCAUCACACCUACAAUGCUUAGAAGGUCUUUUGGAUAACUUAGUUUCUUCUGAUUCCCCCCUGAAUAUAAGUGAAGAUGAGGUCAUUGAUAAUAUGUCAGCACCACCAAUGGACGUGUUGCCUCCUUUGAAGGAAUUUACAAAUACUCCAGAAGAAAAUGUUUUGGCCUCACUUUUAUCUGUGUGUCCAUCUUCUGAACCAGAAAAAAAUAAUCAUGAAAACGAUUUUCAGAAUGAGGUGAAACUUCAGAAAUUAGAUGAUCAAAUCCUACAGCUUCUCAAUGAAACUAAUAAUUCCUUAAUAGAUAAUGUUCCUCAGAAAGACCUCAGACCUAAAAGAGACACAGAUGUAACUUCUGAAAGUGACUAUGGAACCAGAAAAGAGUGCAGCAGAAAAGUUCCCAGAAGAACAAAAAUCCCAUAUUAUGCCAGAACUAUUCAAACUAUUAAGCACCACAAUAAAAACAAUGGUGCUUUUGUAAGUUGUAAUCGUAAAAUGAGACAACCUUACUUUAGAGAUUUAUAUGUCAGAUCAUCUUUGGUAAACUGUAAUAACUUACGAGACAUGGAUGAGCAAAAGACUGGCAUAGUUAAAGUGGACAAGAGUGUCUCGGAUGACAGCACUUAUCGGUCCCUCAUGGAACAGUUAGACCAAGAGAGAGAGAUGAAGUGGAAAGCUGAGCAAACGGAAAAGAAACUUAUGGAUUAUAUUGAUGAGCUACAUAAGCAAGCAGAUGAGAAAAAAGAUGUUCACAGCCAGGCUCUUAUUACCACAGAUAGACUAAAGGAUGCUAUUUUUAAGGAGAGACAUUGCAAGGCUCAACUUGAAAUUAUAGUUCACAGACUUCAAAAUGAAGUUAAAAAACUAACUAUUGAAUUAAUGAAAGCUCGAGAUCAACAGGAAGAUCACAUCAGACACCUGAGAACCCUGGAAAGAGCGUUGGAAAAAAUGGAGAAGCAGAAAGCACAGCAGCAGCAGGCACAGAUAAGACUGAUCCAAGAGGUGGAACUCAAAGCCUCAGCUGCUGAUCGAGAAAUAAACUUACUUCGAACCUCUCUUCACCAAGAAAAACAGCAAGUGCAACAACUUCAUGAACUUCUGGCAUUGAAAGAGCAGGAACACAGGCAAGAAAUUCAAACUCGGGAGUUUUUCACUGAUGCUGAGUUCCAGGAUGCAUUAGCUAAACAAUUGUCCAAAGAAGAAAGAAAACAUGAGCAAGAAGUAAAAGAAUACCAAGAAAAAAUUGAUAUAUUAAACCAGCAGUAUUUGGAUUUAGAAAAUGAAUUCCGUAUUGCUUUAACUGUUGAAGCUAGAAGAUUUAAAGAUGUUAAAGAUGGCUUUGAAGAUGUUGCAACUGAGUUAGCGAAGAGUAAACAUGCUCUUAUUUGGGCUCAACGCAAAGAAAAUGAAUCUUCAUCUUUAAUUAAAGAUCUUACCUGUAUGGUGAAGGAACAAAAGACAAAACUCUCAGAAGUCUGCAAAUUGAAGCAGGAAGCAGCAGCAAAUUUACAGAAUCAAAUCAACACUCUUGAAAUUUUGAUUGAAGAUGACAAGCAGAAGAGCAUUCAAAUAGAACUUCUCAGACAUGAAAAAAACCAGCUGAUUUCUGAGCUGGCAGCCAAAGAGUCACUGAUUUAUGGCUUACGAACUGAGAGAAAAGUAUGGGGACAAGAACUGGCAUGUCAGAGCUCAUCACUAUCGCAGAGUCGUGGGAAAUUAGAAGCCCAAAUUGAAAGUUUAUACAGAGAAAAUGAAUCUCUGAGAAAAGCCCAUGAAAGUGACUGUGAUGCAUUGAGAAUAAAGUGCAAGAUCAUCGAGGACCAAACUGAAACCAUCCGGAAACUGAAAGAUUGUUUACAAGAAAAAGAUGGGCAAAUCAAAGUGCUACAAGAACAGAUCACUUUCAUAGAAAAAUGUUCUCAAGAGCAACUUAAUGAAAAGUCUUCACAACUAGAUUCUAUAGUUGAGAAACUGGAGAGACACAAUGAAAGAAAGGAGAAACUUAAGCAACAGUUGAAAGCAAAAGAAUUAGAACUUGAAGAAAUCAGAAAAGCUUACAGCACACUAAAUAAGAAAUGGCAUGAUAAAGGAGAACUACUCUCUCAUCUUGAAACGCAAGUAAAAGAAGUAAAAGAAAAAUUUGAAAACAAAGAAAGGAAACUGAAAGCAGAGAGAGACAAAAGUCUUGAGCUACAAAAGGAUGCACUGGAAAAGCUUCAAAACAUGGAUGACACCUUUAGAAAACAAGUUGAUGCAAUUGUUGAAGCUCAUCAAGCUGAAAUAAUACAGCUAGCAAAUGAGAAGCAGAAAUAUAUUGACUGUGCAAAUUUAAAGGAUGAUGCUGAGAGACUCCCUGAUACUGCACAAGUCUGUUUCAUGAUGUAAUAAGUUCUUGAGAAUUCUUAAGUCCAAAGGCCCUGCUCCUGAUUGUCCUGAAGAUCGAAAGCAGUUGCUGUUCCCAAGCCUCUGAGAUGAACAGAAAGGACAUGGAUGCUAAAUUCUACCUGAUUCUGAUAGAGCCGGAUUCACCGAUUGGCUCAUUAUAAGCUUAAGUGGGUCUUUCAUCCAACCGGAAAUAUGAGUCUUCCUCAGCCUCUGCUCUGAUGCCAUAAAUUUGCCUUGUAUACUAAAACAAUAAAAUCAUUUUAAAUUUUAAAAAAAAGUUAGAAAAAUAGAACCAGAGCUUAAAAAUAAUAAUUAGGCAUAUGAAGUAUACAGAACUUGAGGCAUCACUGAUAGGUAAAAAUUUAAAGCAGGAGAAGUUGGGGCUGGAGAGUUAGUUCAGCCUUUAAGAGCACUAGUCACUGUUGAAGAGGACCCAAGUUCUAUCGCCAGCACCCACAUGGCAGGUGACAAGCAUCUAUAACUCUAGUCCCAAGAGAGCCGAUGCCCUUUUCUGACUUCCAUGAGUCCUAACCAUGCUUUUGCAAAACAUGCAUAUAUGCAGGCAAAACACUCUUACACAAAAUAAUAAAAUCUAAAAAAAAUUUUUUUAAAUGAAUAAAUUAGGAAAAGUCAUUUUCUAAGGGAAAAGAAAUUAGGAGAUCUUAUUAAGGGAAUGUAGUAGCAGAAAAAGAUUGUUGCAGUAGCCGAAUCUGUCAGACAUGUUGAGCUAAAUAGAAGAAAGUUUCAAGCAAAGGUCUGUAGUAUGCAGUGCACAGAUCUUGGGGAAAUAUGGGCUAAGAAUGAAUGGUAAAAUUAUAUCGCAAAGAGAAAACACCACCAGAACUUUCAGAAAUGCUGGAGGGACCACAUUGAAAAGACUGAUUUGGGAGGAAGCUUGUGUGAGUUGCAAGUCUUUGAGGUGUGGGUAUUUUAAGUUAAACUCACCAUUGACAGGCUGCUCAGGACAAUGGGAUGAUGGAAUCAGAAAACUAGGUUUCUGUUCUCUGUAAAAUAGGAAUUUCACAUUUUCUAAACUCAAAAUGUAGUUAAAAUACAUUACUUUAUCCUUUGCAGGAGAAUCUUAUGAGGACUAAAUAGGUAAUACACAUGAAAGUACUUUAUAUAGCUUUCCAUUUUAUCAUUUGAAAAAAGUUGCAUCUUACUAACUUCAUUUAAUGAAUAACAACUUAUAGAGUACAUAAAAUACAUCGUUGACUUUUCAAAAUGCACUUAAAAUAUUUUUAGAAAAUUAAAAUGUAAAAUGUAUACAUUGGUUUAGGUUCAACAAGUUGAAGACGAAAUGCGAGGACUUCUGGAAGAAACAUGCAAGAACAAAAAAAUGAUGGAAGGAAAAAUUAAGCAACUUGCUUGUGCUAUAAGUGAGAUACAGAAA
Grammomys surdaster is the source of this 4471-nucleotide messenger RNA. RefSeq names its product leucine rich repeat and coiled-coil centrosomal protein 1 (gene Lrrcc1). The transcript is spliced from 19 exons. Gene Ontology annotation, molecular function: protein binding. The record is from RefSeq and is a predicted model, not a curated record. Gene Ontology annotation, cellular component: cytoplasm; centrosome. Bases 70 to 3078 code for a protein of 1002 amino acids. Lineage: Eukaryota; Metazoa; Chordata; Mammalia; Rodentia; Muridae.